AUGGGCGCGAACAACUCCAAUGCAACCUUGCCGGCCGAGCGCUUUGCGAAAGGAGUGCCAGAAGCCCUGGACUGGACAUCGUUGAUGGGCGUGCUCUUCCAGCCUUGUCACAAAGCUGUCCUUUUGUACACCUCGGAUCAACAAGGGCCUGGUCCUGCGCCGCACCUACCGAGGAAGGAGGUCCUAGCCCUCCGGAGUGAGCAUUCGGGGCCAGCACCGGAGAGGGGUCUGCUUCCCGUGGGCAUGGUUUCCCAGAAGGGCAGCAAGCUGCAGCCCAACCAAGACUCUGCUUUCUAUUUUCAUUUUGUGGAUUCAGACGGAUCUCCGAUAUGGUGUGCCUGCGUCUUGGAUGGCCAUGGGCCGUUGGGUCAUGAGAUGUCGGCACUAGGCAUGCAGUGGCUGCCUCUGCUGAUCCUGAGGGAGCCGAUGCUGGCAACCGAUGCAGGGCGUUUGAUUCCUUCUGAUCCCCAAACGGUGUUCACCGCGAUCCAAGCGGCUUUCCAGAAGAUUGGGCAGCUGAUGCAGAAAGCUUCCGAAACCGGCUGGGGCCCGCGUGGUUACAGCGGAGCUACCUGCACGUUGGCCUUCUGUGCGCACGGGCUGCUGCACACUGCAAAUGUGGGUGACUCGCGGAUGAUUCUGGGAACGCUUCCUGCGACGGGCGCGAGCGGUGCGAGCACGUCGACGCAGGAAGAGUCGGGCGAGUCAAAGGCCGACUGUCGCAUUCUUACGCGUGACCACAAGCCGGAAGACCCGGACGAGCGAUUGCGUAUCGAACAGUUGGGCGGCAUUGUCGCACGCCAGAGGGUUUAUUUAGACGAGUGGCCGUAUGUCGGACUGAACAUGUCUAGGAGCUUGGGGGAUGCAAAGCUGCACGCGGUCGGCGUCUCCCAUGUACCUGACGUUGCUACAGUUUUCCUGGAAAGCGCCGGGAGCCAGCAGCCAGAGAUCGGCUUGAAGCAGCAGUUUUUGGUUGCUGCCUCUGACGGCGUCUGGGAUUUCACCCCGUGUGAUGAGGCGGCGGAGCUCGUGGGCAGAGAGCUUCAAACAACGCAGGUGACGCAGGGAGGCAACCUGGAUCAAGUGUGCUCUGCACUAGUCCGGCAUGCCCAGAGUGCAUGGGAAGCCGAAUGCCCGGACUUGGAUGACAUUACUGUCAUCGUAGUGGCCAUAGAGCCGGAACCUCCGCGCUCGUGA
Symbiodinium sp. CCMP2592 is the source of this 1197-nucleotide messenger RNA. Lineage: Eukaryota; Dinophyceae; Suessiales; Symbiodiniaceae. The record is from the annotation of a GenBank genome assembly.